GGGAAAUUUGUUUCCUGUCAAUAAGGCGACUCGAGCAAAAUAUAAUGUACCAAUUGCGAAAUUGCCAAAAGAAGAACAAUUUUCUUGGAGCUACCGUUUUAAAUAUAUUCUUUAUCCAGCAUUUACAACAGACAUUUCACGUGCUUUAAUAAGACGCACUCAUCGUUUUCCUGAGAGAUGGUCUUCGUUUAACCAAAUAACUAAAGCUUACCAUUUGUACUUCAAAACACCAACGGGCAUCGACCAUUGGGAAGACGAUCAACAUUUUGCUCAGCAAAGACUUAAUUGGUGUAACUGGUCGUUAAUAGAGAGAGUAGUGAGCAAAGCUGUGCUCCAAAAAAUGAUGACGGUUGAUGAGAUUCGACUGAACAAGCUCAUGAGUGAGGGAAUCGUUGAGAUGAUAUCUCAAGAUCGAUUGUUCGUCACAAACCUCAACAUGACCGAUGGAUUAGGGAUACCUAGUCCUGUAGUGUUGUUCCAACAGACGACUCACUCAGGCCUUGUUCCUGUAGCAAUUCAACUAAACCAACCCAAAGGUAAAAGCAAUGAAACAAACCCUGUAUUUUAUCCAGACGACGAUACAAAUGUUUGGAAACUAGCUAAGAUGUGGUGCAAUUUAGCAGAUUCCUCGAUACAUCUGGGAAUAGUUCAUUUAGGAUUAACUCAUUUGUUAAUGGAAGGAGUAAAUAUAUCCAUGCACCGAAAUCUCUCAUCAAGACAUCCAGUUUACAAGCUGUUAGCUCCACAUUUUCACUACACCCUUGCUAUCAACGAAUUAGCAAGACUUGAUCUGUUGGGUCCUGGUGAAUAUGUCGACAGAAUCAUUAAGAUCAAGUCAGCUGGUGUUUUAAUUGAACUGGGGGAAAAGUUGGAGGUUUGGAGGCUAGACAUCGAUGGAACUCUUCCAGCAGAUCUAAGAAAAAGAGGACUUUUAUCUCCUGAUGAAAAUGGAAAUGAAAAGGUCAAUUUACCUGGAUUUUUCUAUGCAGAAGACGGUUUGCGACUUUAUUAUGCUAUCCGAGAGUAUGUAGACGAAUAUGUUAGGUACUAUUACUGUGGGGAAGAUGACAACGAAACAAAACAAAGAUUGAUUGACGACGCUGAAAUUCAGGCCUUUUGUAAAGAACUACAAAAACCACGCGCGUUUGUUGAUGGGGGAAUAGGGAUCAAAGGUGUUCCAAGUACAAAUGACAAAUUUGAGACGAUUGACCAGCUUACAGAUACAAUAACGUCAAUUAUUUACACCUGUAGUGUUAUGCACGCAGCUACGAAUUACCCAAUGUAUGAUGAAUAUGGUUUCCCACCGAAUUAUUCAACAAUGCUUCACAAAGAGCCCCCUAGUGAUGCGAAAGCUUUGACUGACCAAGAUGUCUUAGAUAGCCUUCCUUCAGUCGCAGAAACAUUUGACAUGAUGACUAUUUUCACCCGUCUCAGUCAGGAAACUACCAAACCCCUUGGAGAGUUCGAGGUUCAAUACAUAGAAGACGAAGGCGCAGUGAAAAUCCUUGAUAAGUUCAGAAGUAAGUUGGCCAAAAUUGGAAUGGACAUUGAAAAGCGUAACGAAAAGAUAAAAGAAGAAAAUGAAAGACGAAAGGCCGAUAAUGAAAUUGUAUAUCAGCGUCCGUACACCAUACUUUUGCCUAAAAAUGUACCGAAUUCUAUUGCAAUAUGACAAUAAUUUUACUCGAAAUCUUAAUAUUUGUUGAACAAAUAUAAACAGUAUUUACAACUAGAUUUGAUCAGUAUGGAUAUAGUUUAGUUAAGUAAGCUUUGGUUAUAUUGUGUUUUCAUUGAUAUACAAAAAUAUAUUGCAGUUUUCGAUAUUUCUUACAUAAAAGAUAUCAAACUUGUUUCUGCUAAGGAUUGCCUAUAUUUUCGAUUUUUUUAUGCUGUAUAUUUUUCGUCAUUCUAUUUUCUUAAUUCUAUGGAAGACUUUAAUUAUAAAUAUCGAAGACCUAUGUCAUUUUACUCGAAAUCUUAAUAUUUGUUGAACAAAUAUAAACAGUAUUUACAACUAGAUUUGAUCAGUAUGGAUAUAGUUUAGUUAAGUAAGCUUUGGUUAUAUUGUGUUUUCAUUGAUAUACAAAAAUAUAUUGCAGUUUUCGAUAUUUCUUACAUAAAAGAUAUCAAACUUGUUUCUGCUAAGAAUUGCUUAUAUUUUCGAUUUUUUUAUGCUGUAUAUUUUUCGUCAUUCUAUUUUCUUAAUUCUAUGGAAGACUUUAAUUAUAAAUAUCGAAGACCUAUGUCAUUUGAAUUCAGAUUUAUCCUUGUAUUCAUAUUAUCAUUAUGUUCUGUGUAUAUGUACAAACAUUCUGAAUUCAUAACUUGGUCCUGAUCCCUUUAAUUGAUACAUAACCGUUUAAUGAGUAUGAUAUUCUUGAAUGCGAACUUGUAACUCUCUAAAGCUGAUAAGUGUAUUGAAUUGCUAAAAGUCAAAGAGAAUAAAAAACAUUUGCAAAAAGAAAGAGGUCAACACUGUCAAUCCAUUUGGAGAACACGCUUUAAGAAUCUAAAUGGUGUACAGUUAAUAUCUCUCCUAAAGAAAAACGGAUCCAAUCAUGAUGUUGUUGGCCUUCGUAGAGUAUCGAUGUUUUAUUCGACGUAGCUUUAAUUGCCACUCGUUUAAGGAAGACAACCCGACGUUUUAAAGGGAUUCAAAUUGUUUUUGCUUAAGUUUUAGAAUAGAAUCGAUAAUAUAAACGGGAAACAUGGCAAAGAGACAGCAACCCAACUAAAGCAUCAUAUAUGAUGAACAAAUAGGACUUUUUAUCUUGAUACCAUCUUAAUUGGUAUAGUCCUAUCCUAACUAUUUUACGCGAUACAUCGACUUCUGAUAAUUGUCUUUCAAAUGGCAUAGGAACCUUACUAACAAUGAUAGCAGACAAAUAGUUUUAACGAAUGACUCAUAUGUGACUUAACAACUUUAUUUUAACGAAAUACAAAUAAAGUUUAACGCCAAAAACUAACUAUUAUGUAUUUUUCGUAAUUUUAAAUCAAAUGACGAUUAUUCAUUUGAUUUUGAUUUUUUUGUGCGGGAGGGGAAAUUUUUGAUAUUUAAUAAAUUGUUUGAAACUUAA
Mytilus californianus (California mussel) is the source of this 3077-nucleotide messenger RNA. Its product is annotated as allene oxide synthase-lipoxygenase protein-like. Gene Ontology annotation, molecular function: metal ion binding; oxidoreductase activity, acting on single donors with incorporation of molecular oxygen, incorporation of two atoms of oxygen. Gene Ontology annotation, biological process: hepoxilin biosynthetic process; lipid oxidation; lipoxygenase pathway. The record is from RefSeq and is a predicted model, not a curated record. NCBI's taxonomy places the organism in Eukaryota, Metazoa, Mollusca, Bivalvia, Mytilida, Mytilidae. The transcript is spliced from 16 exons. The coding region runs from base 341 to 1672 and encodes 443 amino acids.